Megalobrama amblycephala (Wuchang bream) is the source of this 875-nucleotide messenger RNA. It is a transcript of the gene atp6v0e2, whose product is annotated as ATPase H+ transporting V0 subunit e2. The transcript is spliced from 4 exons. Gene Ontology annotation, biological process: proton transmembrane transport. The coding region runs from base 119 to 364 and encodes 81 amino acids. Gene Ontology annotation, molecular function: proton-transporting ATPase activity, rotational mechanism. The record is from RefSeq and is a predicted model, not a curated record. Lineage: Eukaryota; Metazoa; Chordata; Actinopteri; Cypriniformes; Xenocyprididae. Gene Ontology annotation, cellular component: proton-transporting V-type ATPase, V0 domain.
GCCCAUUCAGGAAGAGGUGGGCGUGAGCAAAGGAUUAGUGAAUGUGAGAAUCGUACUGUAUUGAACUGUUCACUGCUGUAUCUUAAUUAUAUUUCCAGUAUAACGCACUAGUGUCGCAAUGGUUUCGCAUUCGCUGGCUUUACCGAUGAUCUGUUUCACCACGUUGUGGGGUCUGGUCGGGAUUGUCGCCCCGUUUUUUGUACCGAAAGGACCAAACAGAGGCGUCAUCAUUACCAGUUUGGUGCUGACCGCCGUUUGCUGCUAUUUAUUCUGGUUAGUGGCAAUACUGGCCCAAGCAAAUCCUCUGUUCGGACCUCAGCUUAAAAAUGAGACCAUAUGGUAUCUGCGGUACUUCUGGGAGUAGAUGGAGGUGUCAUUUGGAAGAAUCGGAAUAUUUAUCACAUCAAGCUUUUUCUUAAAGCUUAAAACCCAAUCCUUGUGUUAUGAAACCAGUUUUUAACAUUAAACAACAUUUACAAUGUGUUACUUAACAUAAUAAAUAGAAAAUUUGGAAAAUACUACUUAAUCACAUUCUAAUUAUGUACAAAUAGGGAUAUUCUUGUGAUGUGUGAAGAAUUAUGAAGAAAUCUAUUUGUCUGAGAGUUGAGUAAUAUGACUACUGUAUGAGUAAAUGUUUUUGUUUGUUUUGUUUUGCAGUAAGGAGCAUGUUAAAGAAUGUGUGACUUUAGCCGAUUUUUGUUGUCCUCACUUGCAUGUGACACUGUAUCCAUGUUUACUUCAUUGGUAAAAUUAUUUUUGUAUUACUGUUUUUUUAUUUGUAAACGUGAAUGAUAUUCUAUUUAUGUUUCAUGUCAUCAUGUAUGUACUGUGUCAUACAUGUUAUAAACAUGUAAAUAAAGUGAAAUGUGGUUGAA